Messenger RNA from Pantherophis guttatus, 1729 nucleotides. It is a transcript of the gene C11H19orf12, whose product is annotated as chromosome 11 C19orf12 homolog. Lineage: Eukaryota; Metazoa; Chordata; Lepidosauria; Squamata; Colubridae. The record is from RefSeq and is a predicted model, not a curated record.
GUUUACUCGCCCGUUUGCACCGUGACGCAACCCGGCAAAGGUCCUUGCAACCUGUGAGCUGUCUGGGGGCCGGGGAAUCAAGCGAGGAGCGUUACUCAUUGACAGAGUUAUCGGGCGCCGAGACUACCCAGCGGAUGAUACACGAGAUUUGCUGCUUUGCGCAAGGCGCCUGCGCUCUUUCAGGAAAGAAUUGGACCCAGAAGGCGCAGCUAGACAAGGAACCCGCCGCCGAUCCCCGUUUUUCCGCCUUUGAAGGGGAGGCAGGCUGGCCAAAUCUCCCUGCAGGAAGCCCUGCCGGCGAGGAAGGGAGGUUUAAAGGCCCGGGAGCUCUGCCCUUCCACCAUCCGAGAUCCACCCUUUGCGCUCGUUUGCAGGAUCUCCGGGCAUCGCGGCCUUGCAUCGCCGGCCCGAGGUCCAGAGAAGUCACCAUGCCUGUCAACAUCAGAGACGUGAUGCAGCUCCUCUGCCAUGUUUCUGAAGAGCGAAAAAUGAAAGCAGCCUUCAAGCACUCUGGGCGAGGCGCCUUGGUGGUUGGAACGACGGCUUUCUUCGGAGGUUUGAUGGCAGGACCACCUGGCCUUGCUGUCGGAGGUGCCAUUGGUGGCUUGCUUGGAGCCUGGAUGACCUCGGGACAGUUCAAGCCCAUUCCUCAGAUUAUCCUGGAACUGCCUCCUGUGGAGCAGCAACGACUUUACGAAAACGUCUGUGCCAUUAUUCAGAAUCUGGACUGGACGGAUAUAGCCCAACUCACAGCCUUGGUCAUGGCCAACGGUGCCCUUCAAGAGAAAUUGCUUGGAGUCCUGACAAGCUAUAUCACUAAUGAACUCCGAGGGGAGAUCCAGUAUGGAAACUAGACUCAAUUUGUGUUUCAGGAGGUUGUGAGUGCCCUUGACUCCCUUCUGGUCCUUUUCUCUCUGGCGUUUUAGAUUUCUUAAGAUCGUGGUUUUUAUAAGAAUAACAAGAUGGCAACUGUGCAUUUUUCUUUAACCCCCAAAUAAUCUGUUCGGGAAAAGUUCUUCUUCUUCUUCAUAAUUAGUCCUUAUUUCAAUAGCCAAGGGUAGAUCGGUUUGAGCCUUGAUGUUUACCGUAUUUAUUUAAAAAUCUACUUAUGCCACCCCAAAAACUGGAUUUGGAGUGCCUUGCCAAGUAAGUACCUCUCAUUCAUCAGACCUCCUAAAGCAGCGGCCUCUGUAACAGUGACGUCAUCAAAGAAAGUGCCACCGUUGCGUCCUUGCAUCGUGAUCAAUGCAAUAAGUCAUGGCGUUGGCGGUAUGAUGACGUCACCAUUUGCUGCUCUUUGAUGUGCAUCGUUCUAGAUGAAUAAUGAUACACUGCACAGGUAUCAUCAGCCUUAUCCCAGGGUGAGAUCUUUGACCUAUUGUCCUACCCAAAUAUGUUCUUUGGCUUAGAGAGAGAGAGACAGGCUGGUGGUUAACGUAUCUUCAGGAUGCCAAGUUGGAGAAACCUAAUGUAGAUCACGGCAUUGUGGUUGAACUACGUGGUGUCCUCUUGGCCACAUUAGAAUGAUCAACGUCAAAUUACUUGGAAUUUCUCAGAUUGUGGGGGGGGGUUCACUUAUCCAUGGGGUGUGUUUCUUCUCUUGCUGCCUUAAUUUUGGGACGGUGAAGGAGUGAAAAGUUGAAAUAGUCCGGAGCCAAAAAUGUAGCAGAUGAUUCACCUUAGGUAUUUCUCCUGAAGAUGCAAAUAAAGCUGAAUUUUAAUGUGUGAA